AUGUAUUACCAGAUCAGAGCCAAGGCCUGGGAGGAUACUGCCAUCCCUGCUUCCCAUAACAUUCCCCAGGCAACAUGCUUUGCCCCAAACGUUAGGGAGUCCAGCACUCCAUACGCUGCCCAGCAUAAGGGGUGCCGCUGCUUCGUGGAGCCAUCAACGCCCUGUGCCAACCAAGCCAGCUGCAUUGGGUGCUUCCCCGACAGUUGCGGCAGAAGACAGAGCAAGUCCUCUGCCUGUGGUUGCCGCUGCUUCACGGUAACGUCAACGAUGGCCGUUGUCAUCAGUCGCAAGUCCUCUGACUGUGGUUGUCACUGCUUUACAGCCACGUCAACAACAACCGUCAUCACCAAUCACUAAGUCAUCUAACUGGGUUGCAAAAGACAAGAAAAAAAAGGAAACCUCGGCCAUGUCAG
Messenger RNA from Lineus longissimus, 413 nucleotides. RefSeq lists its product as uncharacterized. The record is from RefSeq and is a predicted model, not a curated record. Bases 1 to 357 code for a protein of 118 amino acids. NCBI's taxonomy places the organism in Eukaryota, Metazoa, Nemertea, Pilidiophora, Heteronemertea, Lineidae. The transcript is spliced from 7 exons.